This is a messenger RNA of Chlorella variabilis, 6210 nucleotides long. RefSeq lists its product as hypothetical. Lineage: Eukaryota; Viridiplantae; Chlorophyta; Trebouxiophyceae; Chlorellales; Chlorellaceae. Bases 1 to 6210 code for a protein of 2069 amino acids. The record is from RefSeq and is a predicted model, not a curated record. The transcript is spliced from 14 exons.
AUGAGCCUGCGGCACCCACGCGGCCCGGGCGUCUAUCGGGACCCCAGUCUGGGCUUUGUGGGCUAUGGGGCUCCGCCCGGCAGCAGGGCCUCGCAGCAGCAGGCAGGGCUGUGGGAGGACCCGGAGGACCCGUCCCUGGGCUACACGACAUACAGCCUGGAUGAGAACGGUGGGGCGUAUGGCAACCGCACCGCCGCGGCCGGCGGGCGCCCACCCGGCGUCAAGCCACGCACCUCUGCCGGUCGGCACGGCCACCACGCAGCGGGCGGCGAGCCAGCAGCGGCGCCACUACCCGCCCGCUACCAAAACCAGCAGGCAUACGCAGGCGGGGCGCAUGCCGCAGGGGAUGCGGCGCUGGCUGGCGGCGCGGGCGCGUCGUCGUCGGCCUCGCCCGCGGCGCUGCCUGCCGCCGCAAAGACCGACAUUCUGCGGGAUGUGGAUGGCUUUGUGAUGUCGCUGCCACUGGGCACAACCCCAGGCGACGCGGAGAUUGAGGAGGCGGUGGCGUCCCGCCUGUACCGCGCUGAGCUGGCACGGGCCGAGGCGCAGGCCAAGCUGGGGGAGUGGUCCCAAGUGGCCCUGGAGCUCAAAGAGGUGGUGCAGCAGCAGCAGGCGCAGCUGGAGCAGCAGGCGGGCAGCGCAACCGGCGCCCGCCCUGCGGCGCGUGCUGGCCAGCAGGCGCGGGGCCGCUGGCUGCCGGCGGGCUCGCCGGCGGCCGCCGCCAAGCCCCACAUCGCUCACCUGCAGCGGCUGGUGGCAGAUAUGCGGCAGGAGCUGCGGCAGCCGCCUGGCCCGCACGCCGCGCUCUCCCCUGGCGCUGAGCUGGCGGCGGCGGGACCGGCUCCCCAGUAUGCCGCCGGCUGGGACGACGGCGCCCCCCAGCAGCAGCAGGCAGAGGCGGAGCAGGCGCGUGCCGAGCUGGCCGCCGCGCGGCAGCAGCUGCGCCAGCUGCAGGCCGCCCACGAUGCGCUGGCUGCGGCGCAGGACGCGGCGCGGGCCGGCGGCGCGGCCGAGGCGGCGGCGGCGCAGAUGCAGCUUGAGCAUGCUGUCCGGGAGGCGACGGCGGCGAGGGCAGAGAAGGAGCGGCUCCGGCGGGCGCUCAUCGAUGCAGAGAUUGAGCUGCAGGGCAAGGCGAAUGAGGCCGCCGCCCUGAGGCAGCAGCUGGCUGCGGCGCAGGCAGACAAGGGCGCCGCGGCCCAGGCCGCAGCGGCCGAGCUGGCGGCGGCGCGGGGCGACGCGGACAGCCUUCGUCAGCAGCUGGCGGCGGCGCGGGCGGCGGCCGAGGAGCAGGGUGCGGCCACUAGCGAGCGUGACGCCCGGCUGCAGCAGGCGCAGCAGGCUGCCGACAGGCUGGCCGCAGCGGCGGCCGCCGCGGAGGCCGCCGCCGCCGCCCAGCGGCAGCAGCGGGAGGCUGCCGAGGGGCUGGUUGCGCAGCUGCAGCUGCAGGUCGCGCGCCUGCAGGCGGCGGCCGCCAGCAGCGGCAGCGCUGCGGCGGCGGAGGCCGCUCUGCUGCAGGAGCAGCUGGCAGUGGCGACGCAGCGGGAGCAGGGCGCCCAGCGGGAGCUGCAGCAGGCCCAGCAGCAGCUGGCGGCGCUGAGGCAGGCGCACGGCGAGGCGCUCAACGUGGCCCGCGGCAGCCAGCAGGCGGCGGCGGAGGCGCGGCAGGAGGCGGCGGCGGGGAGGUUGGCGGCGGAGCAGGCCCGGCGCGGCGCCUCGGCUGCUGCCGCCGUCACACCUGAGAUGCUGGCCGAGAGAGAGCAGGAGAUCGGCGCCCUCAAGGCCGUGCUCGACCGGGUGACCGCCGCAGCGCAGCAGAAGGACGGCCAGAUAGCGGCGGCGCAGCGAGAGGCGGCCGUCGCCGCUGCCGCUCGCGACGCCGCUCUGGCCGACAAGGCGGCGGCCGAGGAGGCGGCGGCCGGGUGGCGCGAGGCGGCGGCGGGCGCGGAGGCCGCGUCGGCCGCCCUGGCGGCGGCGCGGGCGCGGGGCGCGGAAGCCGAGCAGCAGCUGCUGUCGGCGCAGGUGCGCGACGCGGCUGACGCGCAGCGCUGGGAGGCGCAGCUGCUGGCGGCGCAGCGGGAGCUGCAGGAGGCGCAGCGGGUCGCCUCGGUCGCCACGUCAGCGCAGCAGGCCCUUCAUGCUGAGGUGGCGGAGCUGCGGCAGCUGCUGUCUGCCAAAGACCAGCAGAUCGGAGCGCUCAGCAGCACCGCCGCCGCCAGCCGGCCCGGCAGCGCCGACAGCGGCGGCUCCAGUGGCGGCUCGCCGGCGGCGGCGGCUCUGCAGGCCCAGCGCAUGCAAGCGCAGGUUGUAGAGCUUCUGUCCAAGGUUUCUGCUCUCAAGGAGGCCCUCAGUGCCCGGGAUGAGGCUGCUGAAGCGGCAGCCGCUGCCGCCGCCUCUGCGGAGCGGCAGCGGGUGGAGGCCGAGCGGCGCCUGGACGCCGCGCAGGAGCAGCAGCGUGCGGCGCAGAGUGCGGCGGAGCAGGCGGAGCAGCGGGCUGCUGGCGCCGGAGCCGCGGCAGAGGAGUGGCGGCAGCAGGCUGCGGUGCUGCGGCAGCAGCUGGAGGCGGCGCCUUCCGCCAAGGGGCCCGUGGCCAGCCAGGGCGUGCAGGUGGACCCGCCUGUGGUGCCAGCGGCAGCCGCGGAGCCGCCUGUUCAGCCAGCGGUACUGAAUAUCACAGUGGUGGAGCUGGAGGCUGCGGCGCAGGAGGCACAGCCGCAGGAGACGGCCGCCCAGCACCAGCAGCGGCAGGAGGCCGAAGGGCAGGGCGCGCGUGCGGCUGCCGCCGCGGGCGAGGCGGUUGCGCGGCUGGAGCAGGAGCUUGCUGCCCUGCAGCGGCAGUGCGAUGAGCUGCGGGGGCGGGCGGCGGCGGCCGAGGCGGGGCGCGAGGCGGCGGCCGCCGAGCAUGCCAGCCGCCUGGCGCAGCUGCACCGGCAGCACCAGGAUGCGGUGGGCGAGGUGAGGCUGGAGGCGGCGGCCGCGGCGGCCAUGCUGGAGCAGCGCCACGAGCAGCAGGUGGCGGAGCUGCGGCAGCAGCACGGCGCAGAGCUGGAGCAGCUGCAGGAGCUUCAUGAUGACGAGAUGCAGCUGCUGCUGCGCCAGCACGCCGACGCAGAGGUGGCGGUGGCCGCGGCGGCGGCCGCCGCGGCGGCGCUGCCCGGCUCGGCGCCGCGCGCCGCCGCCGGCACGCCCUCCCCACUGCAGCGCCGCUUCGAGCAGCGGCUGCGCCAGGUGCGGGAGCAGCACGCCGAGGAGCUGGCUGAGGUGCUGCUGCAGCAGGAGGCUGCGGUGGAGGGGGCGCGGCGCGCCGCCGCCGCUGCCGCCCAGCUGCAGCUGCACUCGCUGCGGCAGCAGAUGGAGGCCCUGGCUGCGGAGCAGGAGCAGCAGCUGGCGGCGCUGCGGAGGCGGUACGAGGCGGAGGCGGAGGGCCGGGAGCUGCAGCACCUGGCUGAGCUGGAGGCGGCGCAGGAGGGCGGCGAGCUGUUUGAGGAGGGCUCGCUGGCGGAGCGGCUGCGGGCGCUGGAGGCGCGCCGCGCUCGACAGGAGGCGGAGCUAGAAGUGCUCAGGGCUGAGCUGGAGGAGCAGCGUGCGCAGCACGAGCGCCAGCUGGCAGCUGUCAUGGCAAAGCACGCGCUGCUGGCGGAUGAGGGGCAGCGGCGUCAGGCGUCAGGCUGGGGCCAGCAGGCGCCGGGGGCGGCGGCGACCGCCGCCGCCCUGGCCGGCGGCGCGGCGGCGUCUGCGGCGGCGUCUGCGGCAGGGCCGGGCCAGGCGCAGCAGGUGCAGCAGGCGCAGCAGGCGCAGCCUGCCGGCGUGCGGGAGGCCGAGGAGCGGCACGCCGCCGACGUGGCCCGCCUCCUCACCGCCUCCAUUUUCACCUCAGUGCUGGCACGGCAGCCGGGUGCAGCGCAGGCUCCGCAGGCUGGGCUGGCGGGCUCCCCCGGACCGGGCGUGCUCCUGGACCUGCCUCCGGGCCGCCAGCGGGCCGCCGACGCCAGCGGCGGCUGCGACGCCUCCCUGCCGCGCUGCCCCCGCAGCUCUGGCGGCAGCUCCAGCCCCGGCCGCCCCGUGCGGCGGCAGCUGCUGAGCGGCGGCUCGCCGGGCGGACCCGGGGCCGCCUCCGCCCGGAGCGGCUCCGACCUGAGCCCGGCGGGCGAGGCGGCGGCCGCGGCGGCGGCUGCGGCGGCCGAGGUGGCGCGGCUGGAGGGCGAGCUGGAGGCUGCUGCGGGGGAGUGCGAGGCGCGCGGGGAGGCGCUGCGCGAGUGCCAGGAGAUGGUGGAAGAGCUGCAGGCCUUUGCAGAGCAGCAGAAGAGCGAGCUGGCGGGCGUCCGCGCUGAGCUGGCGGAGGCGCAGCGCGGCGGGCGGGAGGGCCAGCUGCGCCUGCGCGGCCUGGAGGAGCGCCUGCUGGCGGCGCAGGACGAGAGCAGCAAGCUGAACAGCCAGGCGCGGGGGUGCUGGGGCGGCGGGGCGCUCGCUUUUGGGCAGGGACGCCUGGUCAGCAAGCUGGAGCGCAAGUGCGGCGCGUACCGGGAGGAGCUGGCCAGCCUGCAGUCGAUGCACGACGGCCUGCAGAGCGAGCACACCGCGGUGUGCGGCCAGCUGACUGCGGCGCAGCAGCAGCACGAGACCGCGCUGGACCGGCUGCAGCGGCUGGCGGAGCGGCUGGCGCUGGCGCAGCAGGAGAAGGUGCAGGCGGAGCAGCAGCUGGCGGCGCUGCAGCAGCGCAUGACGCUCCUGAGGGAUGAGAGUUCCCAUGAGGCCGAGGUGCUGCUGCACGAGCUGCUGGUGCAGCGCCUGCGCGUCUCCUCUGCAGGAGCCAGCAACAGCGCGGGCAGCGGCAGCAGCGGCGCCGAGGUGGCCGGCAGCGGCGGCACCGCCGUGGCCUCCGCCGAGGCCACUCUGGCGCCCAACCUGCACGCCCACCAGCAGCGCCAGCAGCCCCGCCACCCGUCCCCUGCGGGAGGCAGCGGCAGCGGCGGCACCGUGGGGGCGGGCGGCGGCGAGCCGACGCCGCUGCACCCGUCGCACCCGCCGCACGCGGCGCCGCGCGGCGUUCAGCAGCCGCGCCCGCAGGCGCGGCCCGCGUCGGCGCCGGCGCCCACGCCGCCGCUGCAGGCGCAGGACGCGGGGCGGCGGGCGCUGCCGGCGGCGGCCACCCGGCUGCCGCCGCACCUGCUGCACCUGCGGCGGGUCGAGGGCGGCAGCGGAGAGCACACGCCGCACUCUGCUCGAUCGGUGGAGAGCGCCUGGUCAGACUCAGUGGCAGAGCUGGCGCCUGCCCUGGAGCAGAAGAAGAAGAGGAGGGGCGCGCUGCACAAGCUGGGCAAGAUGCUGCGGGGCGGCGGCGGCGGCACGGUCGCCAAGGCGGGGCUGGUACCGGCGGCGGUACCUGGCCCGGGCAAGCGGCCCGAUCCCGCUGCGCUGACCGCCCCUCUGGAGCACAGCAUGCGAGAGCACGAGGCGACGGUGCUGCAGGAGGGUGUGCUGCAGGAGCGGGGGCAGGCAGGGCAUGCGCCGGCGCCGGCGCCGGCGCACGAGCGGCAGCAGGCGCAGCAGGCGGAGCGGCGGCGGCAGCGGCAGGAUGUCCAGCCGCCGGCGCCGCCGCCGCAGCAGCAGGUCGAGCCGCAGCCGGCGGCGGUGCCGGAUGCCAUCUGGCGGCACGUGCAGCAGCAGCAGCAGCAGCAGCAGCAGCAGCAGCAGCCGCCGCCGCCGCAGCAGCAGCGCGUCCAGCGGCAGCAGGCGGAGCUUGAGCGGCGGCAGCUGCAGUUCAGCGCCGCCGAGGAUGCGGCCGCGGAGCAGCGGCUGUGGCAGGGCUACGCCGGCUGGGGCCAGCAGCCUCCGUCGCCGCCGCGCCACCAGCAGCAGCACCCUGCCCCCUUCGUCGCCGCGGCCGCCGCAGGAGGAGGGGGCCGCGGCCCGCUGCAGGAGGUCCACACAAACCUGCUGGCCCCGCCGCCGCCGCAGCAGCAGCUGCGGCCCAGCAGCGCGGCCCUGUCUGACUGCCCGCCGGAGGGCGCUCGCUACUGCUACCCAGACGCGGCCGCCGCCGGCUACAUGGCCGGCCUGGCGGAGGCGGCGGAGGAAGGAGCAGGCGGCGAGGGGCUGGCGGCGGCGGAGGCAGCGGCCGCUCGGGGGCAGCGCUGGCAGCAGCGCCGCCUGCACGUGGUGCACAGCAACGCGCUGUUUGGCGGGGAGGACUAUUCGGAGAGCACCUACUGA